Sphaeroforma arctica JP610 is the source of this 1160-nucleotide messenger RNA. RefSeq lists its product as hypothetical. The coding region runs from base 185 to 1069 and encodes 294 amino acids. The transcript has 4 exons. The record is from RefSeq and is a predicted model, not a curated record. Gene Ontology annotation, molecular function: actin binding. Gene Ontology annotation, biological process: cytoskeleton organization. Lineage: Eukaryota; Ichthyosporea; Ichthyophonida.
CAAGUUAUUCUAAAUAAUACAAUACGCCUAUAAAAUUAGAUCAAUUAUAUGUUAAUACCAAGUAACGCUCGGGCUGUUUUCGUACAACAUCGUCGUCUUACAACGCUUACAAUUAUAAUAUAUAUACAUAUAUAUAGGCCAUCUGUACAUAUAUACUUUUCACGUACAUCAUCUAAACACAACCAUGAUGGCUUCUAACAAAAAUGAGAGUGUCCCCGUAGUCGACACACCGACUACCGAGGCCACUGCCGAGCCCACACCAACUCCGAUUAAGGUCGGUACAGGUGGGGCUAAAGCACACGUGGUCACUGACGGUAACAUGAGUGCCGAAGAGAAGGCGAAACUGCAGGGAAUGAUUGGUAACGCUAAUGCACAGGACACACGCGCAUUUGUAGGACAGAAGAACGUGACGCAGGAUGUCACCGACAUCACACACAAGAACACAGUGGUCUUCACCGGCUGCACCGAUUGUUCAUACACGCUGAAGGCCUACUGCACAAAAGUCUUCGUCCAGGGUUGCACGAAUUUCACAUUGAUAAUAGACUCAAAGGUCAUCACGUCGACCGCUGAGGUGUACAAAUCCGACAAUGUUGAGCUACACUUCAACACAAAAAUCGCAACUGUUCAACUGGACAUCUGCAAUACCGUGAAAUGUGUCUACAAAGCGAAGGACGUAUUCGAUCACAUCUUCUGGGCAGGUGUGGAAAGUUUGCAAGUGGUGGUGAACGAUCCGUUUGCAGUAUACAAUACAUCGUACAGUACCUUCAAAGCCCAGGACGACACACUAGUAUUCGAGCGAUCGCAGUUCAAGACUCACUUCUUGAAUAACAAGCUACAGACCGAAAAGGUGAUCCGUUUGGCCAAUGGAUUCCCGUCGACUCUGAGAGAGAAGACAGAGUUUGAAAGGAGAGAAGAGGACAAUAUCAACAAGUUACAGGAUGAGAUGUUCAAAGAUUUGAAUAUCCGAAUGAACCGAAAAGUCCCGGACGGGCCUAAAGUCGGUCGCAACGAGAAGUGCCCGUGCUCAAGUGGGAAGAAGUACAAGAGCUGCUGUGGCAAAUUUGCGUGAAGAUAAGGUACACAGCAAUGUACAUGUCGUAUGAAAAACUUUUGCAGUACACAAAGUUAGUAUUAAAUUUGAUCUAAUUCUCCAAGUUGGC